UCACGCGCCCACUCCCUCGCCUACCACAGCCCCCCCCUCCUCUCCUCCCCCGAAGCCCGCACCGCCCUCCUAGAAUGGUUCACCAAAGCGAGCACCCUCCGCCCCAUGCCGUGGCGCAAACCCUGGCUCGACCCGGCCACCCGCCCGCCGCCAGUCCCGGCCCUGCGCGCCGCCCUCGCCCAGCGCGCCUACGAGGUCUGGGUCUCCGAGGUGAUGCUGCAGCAGACGCGCGUGCCCGUCGUCGUCGGCUACUGGACCCGCUGGAUGGCGCGCUGGCCCACCCUGCGCGACCUGGCGCGCGCCCGCGAGGAGGACGUGCUGGCCGCCUGGCAGGGGCUCGGCUACUACGCGCGCGCGCGGCGGCUGUGGCGCGCCGCCAGGGGGAAAAGCGGGUUGUUGUUGGAUGGGAUGCUGCCCGGGUCGGAGGGCGAGUUGAUGCGCACGCUGCCCGGCGUCGGGAGGUACACGGCCGGCGCGAUCGCGGCGAUUGUGUUUGGCGUGCCGGCGGCGAUGGUGGAUGGGAAUGUGCUGCGCGUGCUGAGUCGGCAGAUGGGAUUGCUGGCGGAUGUGAAGGGGGAUAAGAGGGCGGUGGACCUGUUGUGGGAGGCGGCCGAGGCGUUGGUGAGGGCGGUUGCGCGGGAUGGGCAGCCCGCGGCGGAGGGGGAUGAGCUGCCGCCGAGUGAUCGGCCGGGGCGAUGGGGGCAGGCGCUCAUGGAGCUCGGGAGCACGAUCUGCACGCCCACGCCGAAGUGCUCGUUGUGUCCUAUCACCCGGACCUGUCGCGCUUACGCGGAAGGGCUUUCUCUGGCAGCGAAGCGGGGAAUCGCCGGUGAUACCGAUGAUAUUGAGGAUAUCUGCAGCCUUUGCGCGCCUUUUGACGAAACCGCAGAGGGCGACGAGGAGGACAUAUCGGGGAAAGGGAGCCGGGACGUUUUGAAAAGCAGUAAUGGAACCCUGUCUCGGUUCUUUGCAGCGACCCCUACCGAACCAUCCCCCCCCAAGGCAUCGGACACUCCGGAUGCGCAAGCCAUGGAGACGAUUAUCCACCACGCUAAGAAGUUCCCGCUCAGGAAACCGAAGAAGAAGGUCCGCGAAGAGGAGACGCUGGUGUGCGCCGUCCGUCGCUCUUCGAAUGGGCAGUUCCUGAUAUGCCGUCGGCCAGAGAAGGGUCUGCUCGCUGGACUGUGGGAACUGCCAAGUCACACCCUGCCGGAUCCCAACGACAGCACGGCCAAAAGCAGGACAAAGAAAGCAAAGGCGUAUGUCUCAGAGUUGGUUGAGCAUGGGAAACCUAGGCGUCCAGGCUCCCCUUCACUGAAGCACAUCGGGGAACUUGGCAGCGUUCCCUGGCUGUUUUCACAUCUGAAGCUGGCCAUGCAUGUCCAUCUCUUCGAGCUGGAUGACAGCAUGGGGGCGGCCGAGUUCGAGGACUCGCAACGUUGGGCUACAGUGGAGGAGAUAGACAGGGAGUCCAUGGGAACCGGCAUGAAGAAAUGCUGGUCGCUCGUCAAG
Molecule: messenger RNA, 1512 nt
Organism: Thermothielavioides terrestris NRRL 8126
Lineage: Eukaryota; Fungi; Ascomycota; Sordariomycetes; Sordariales; Chaetomiaceae
Exons: 3
Biological process (GO): mismatch repair; base-excision repair
Cellular component (GO): nucleus
Molecular function (GO): adenine/guanine mispair binding; purine-specific mismatch base pair DNA N-glycosylase activity; oxidized purine DNA binding
Source: RefSeq, a predicted model, not a curated record